Epinephelus lanceolatus (giant grouper) is the source of this 2650-nucleotide messenger RNA. It is a transcript of the gene cyp7b1, whose product is annotated as cytochrome P450, family 7, subfamily B, polypeptide 1. Lineage: Eukaryota; Metazoa; Chordata; Actinopteri; Perciformes; Serranidae. Gene Ontology annotation, biological process: bile acid biosynthetic process; cholesterol homeostasis. The record is from RefSeq and is a predicted model, not a curated record. Gene Ontology annotation, molecular function: steroid hydroxylase activity; oxidoreductase activity, acting on paired donors, with incorporation or reduction of molecular oxygen; heme binding.
GUGUGUCCUGAGCUCCACAGUGAAUGUUGAGUGUCGGUGAGUGUGAGCGGACAGAAACAGAGAGAUGUCCCCGCUGCUGCUGCUCCUGCUCGGCCUGCUGGCCCUGAUCCUCUGCGUCCUCCGCUCCAGGACCAGAAGAGACGGUGAACCUCCGCUCAUUAAAGGCUGGAUUCCUUUCAUUGGGAAGGCUCUGGAGUUCGGACAAGAUGCCCACACAUUUCUGGAAGAACAGAAGAAGAAGUGCGGAGACAUUUUCACAGUACAGAUCGCAGGUAAAUACAUGACCUUCAUCAUGGACCCUCUGCUGUAUCCAAACAUCAUCAAACAUGGCCGACAGCUGGACUUCCACGAGUUCUCCGGUAAGGUGGCGCCCGUCACCUUCGGCUACCCGCCCGUCAUCAGCAGGAAGUACCCCGGCCUGCAGGAGAAGAUCAGCCGCUCCUUCCAGCUCCUCCAGGGAGACAACCUGUCCGCCCUGACAGAGAGCAUGAUGAGUAACCUGAUGCUGGUGCUGCGUCAGGACCACCUGAGCGAGCAGCCGCAUGGCGAGGGCGGCUGGAGGAGCAGCAACAUGUACGAGUUCUGCAACUCCAUCAUGUUCGAGGCCACUUUCCUCACCAUGUACGGCAGGCCGGCGUCCGCCAGCCGCCACAGCGGGAUGGGCGUGCUGAGGGAGGACUUUGUCCGGUUUGACAACAUGUUCCCGCUGCUCAUCGCUCAGAUCCCCAUCUGGCUGCUGGGACAGACCAAGGCCAUCCGAGAGAAGCUCAUCAACUACUUCCUGCCCCACAGGAUGUCGUACUGGUCCAACAUGUCGCAGUUCAUCAGGACGCGGUCGGAGGUGUUUGAGCAGUACGACGCGCUGAGGGACGUCGAUAAAGCAGCUCAUCACUUCGCCAUCCUGUGGGCGUCUGUGGGGAACACCGUCCCCGCCACCUUCUGGGCCAUGUACUACCUGGUGAGUCACCCCGAGGCUCUGCAGGUCGUCCGCCAGGAGAUCCACGACGUCCUGAGGCUCAGCGGAGUCGAGUUCAGCAGCGACAGAGAUGUGAUGUUUGGCAGAGAGCAGCUGGAGGAGCUGGUUUAUCUCGAGAGCGCCAUCAACGAGAGCCUCCGCCUGUCCUCGGCCUCCAUAAACAUCCGUGUUGCUCAGGAGGACUUCAGCCUGAAGCUGGACGGCAAGCGCUCGGUGGCGGUCAGGAAAGGAGACUUCAUCGCCCUCUACCCUCAGACUAUGCACAUGGACCCCGAGAUCUACGAGGAGCCGCAGUCGUUCCGGUUCGACCGCUACAUGCAGGACGGCCGGCUGAAGACAGACUUCUACAAAGACGGUCAGAGGCUGAAGUAUUACCUCAUGCCGUUUGGCUCCGGCUCGUCCAUGUGUCCCGGACGAUACUUCGCCAUCAACGAGAUCAAACAGUUCCUGUGUCUCCUGCUGCUCUACUUCGACCUGCAGCUGGAGGCGGGGCAGGACAGAGUCACUCUGGAUGCCAGCAGAGCCGGACUGGGCAUCCUGCUGCCCUCCAAGGACGUCCUCUUCCGCUACAGACUGCAGAGCGUCUGACCUGGUGUGUGUGUGUGUGUGUGUGUGUGUGUGUGUGUGUGCGUGUGUGUGUGUGUGCGCGUGUGUGUGUGUGUGUGCAUGUGUGUGUGUGUGUGUGUGUGUGUGUGUGUGUUUACUGCGGCGAGCUUCAGAUUCUAUUUUUAUAACCCUGACACAGAUUAUAAGAGUGUACUUAUAGUUAUACAGUGGAAACACUGUGACAGCAUGAGGGAGUCUCUCAUGUCGACAUGACCUGAUCGAACUCGACCUGACUUGAAUUGACAGGACUCAAUGUGACCAGAAGGGACUUGAUCUGAUGCAACGCGACUCAACCAUAUUCAACUUAAUUCGACCUGAAGGGAUUUGGCAAGAUUUGAACAGACAUGUCACAACUCAGCCUGACUUAACUCAACUUGACUUGAAGAGACUCGAUCUGAUUCAAAUUGACAUGACUUUACUCAACCAAACUUGACUCAACUUGAACUGAAGGGACCUGUAAUAACAUGACUCAACCAUGCUCAAGUCAACUCUUCCUGACUCUUCCUUGAACUGGAGGGACUCGACCUGAAGGGACUCGACCUGACUCAAAUUGACAUGACUCGACUAAACCUGGUUUGACUCAACACCCUAGCAUAGAUUCGACCAACUUGAACUGAAGGGACUUGACCUGACUCAAAUUGACAUGAAAUGACUCGACCUGAAGGGACUCAAGCCGAUGCGACACGACUCAACCAUGCUCUUCCUGACGCAACUCGACCUGACUCAAAUGUGAAUCAACUCAACCUGACGUGACUUGACCCUGAUGCAACCUUCACAAAGAAGGAACUCGAAUUGACAUGACUCAGCUCAACCAUACUCAACUCAAGUCUUCUUGACACCACUUGACCUGAAGGGACUUGACCUGACCCAGACUGACAUGACUCGACUCAACCUGGCAUGUCUCAACGUGACACAACAAGAACCAACCACGUUCGACUCAACUUGAACUGAAAGGACUUAUUCUGACUCUGAUAGACAUGAAAUGACUCGACCUGAUGUGACUCGACCUGAUGUAACUCGACCUGAUGUGACUCGACCUGAUGUAACUGGACCUGAUGUAACUCGACC